UCAUCAAUGAAAUGAACCAAGAAUUGAAUACCACCGGUCCUUUUAUAAUUAUUUCGCAAAACAAUAACGCGACUGUUAAUUUGAACGGAGCUUUGGAUUAUGACACUCAAAAUUCAUAUCGAUUGAAUAUAGCUGUGCGUGAUGCAAAAGUAGCCAACAGUCAAGUGACAAGAUAUCUCAACGUGUUCGUCACGCCAUUCUACACAAGAAAUCCCCAGUUCGCUUUUGAUUCGAACAAUUGCACAGUGAAGCUCAAUGAAACAUUUGUCGUUUCAAAUGACAGUAAAAAUCAGGUGAUUUACACUUUCAAAGCCAAACCCAAUCACAAAGAUGCAGCUAUAAACUAUUACUUGGAUUCAUCCGAUGACAAAACAAACAAGGUUUUCCAACUUAACAAAACAACGGGAGAAUUGAUAAUAAUUGACAACAACAUCGCUUCGAUAACUAGGAAAACUUAUGGGUUUGUAGUGAAAGCCCAAUAUAUGAAUGUUGUACUUCAAAAUGGUCAACAGGAAUUUUUGUGUGCAUUAAAUAAUUCGGAUCAGUCCAAAAUAAGUGUGACUUUUACUUUAAAUUCUCCUCCUCCAGUUCAGUUCACUUCUAAUACUUUACCAAUUUGCAUUCCCACAACGGCCGAGAAAGGUUCUACGAUUGACAAUCUCCGAAAAUACGCAACUGAUCAAAAUAAAAAAGACGAUAUAAUGUUCAAGGCUGAUGACACAAAUCCAGCUCAAAAUAACAGAAAUCUCAAAAUAAUGGAAAAUGGAGACUUGGUUCUAUCAACUAAUCCAGCCAACAUUAUUGGUUUCACCCAGUUGAAUGUCAAAUCAUAUUAUAAGCAAAAUCCUGAGAGCGAAACUCUGUUGACCUUAAUGGGCUACAUUGUCAACCAAACUACAGAUUUAACUUUAAUUACUUUGAAUAAAAAGAUUCAAGAAUUUGAAACGAAAAAUUACAAAAAUGUGCUAAUAAGUCAAUUGAGAAAUUUCACAAAUAAUGGGUAUGUAUGUUUAGCCAGUACAGACCCACAUAUACUACUUACUGGAGGAUUCAACGAUAAAUGGACCGAUGUAUAUUUAUACGUUAUUGACGCAGUAUCAAAUCGGCCUGUGACUCCAUUGGAACUUGAUAAAAAAUUUAAUACCGUAGAUGCUAGAAAAGACGCCAAUGUCAUCGGAAUAACUGGAGCUAAUACUCGAUGGG
Messenger RNA from Helobdella robusta, 1203 nucleotides. RefSeq lists its product as hypothetical. The record is from RefSeq and is a predicted model, not a curated record. Lineage: Eukaryota; Metazoa; Annelida; Clitellata; Rhynchobdellida; Glossiphoniidae. The transcript has 10 exons. The annotation marks the transcript as partial.